AUGAGAUCGGUGUGCACUCCCGAUGACGAUAGACGACGUCUUCUUAUUCGAAUUGACUUGAUUCGAUUUGUAGGCGUGACCGAACACUUUGGGGUGCCGAUUGAAGACGUCGACAUGGUCAUGGGAUCGCUCGAGAACGCCCUCGCCUCGACCGGCGGUUUUUGUGUCGGCAGAAGCUACGUCGUCGGCCAUCAGAGGCUUUCCGGUACCGCGGAUUUUCAGGAAAAAUGUGAAAUUUGUUGUUUCCGGCCUUGGAUACUGCUUCUCGGCCUCGUUGCCGCCGCUGCUCGCCACGGCGGCCAGCGAAGGCUUGAAGAUUAUUGAGGAGGACCCGGGAAGAGUUCAGAGGGUCCAGAAGAUCGCUGUCGAGGCGCAUCAGAGGAUUCAGGAGGCGUUGGAGGUGAGGAAAAAUCUUGGGGAGGUCUAAAAAGGGUUCAAAAUCGUACGGUUGAUCUUAUGAAAGCGUCAAGUGCUGACAGUGACGAGAGGGGGGGGUCAUUUUCCUUUUCGGUUGGGAUUUUCCUGAAAGUUGGCCAGAACACUUCUUGAUGUACCAGAUGAAGAUCCUGAAAGUCUCAACCUUCACAACUUCCUAGUUUUUGAGAAAUAAGGGCUCAAAGUCUCAAAAAGCCCAUUUUCUUGGAUUUUUUUUGACUCUUCUCAAAAACGAGAAAGUUUUGCAGGCUGAAACUUUCAGGAUAGUUUCGUGGUACAUCAAGAAGUGUUCUGGCCAAUUUUCAGGAAAAAGAAAAAAGUUUGGAACCUUCAGAUUGAACUUAUUGAUUUUACAAGCACUUCUGAAUACAGACUCGAAAAAUACCGUAAAAUACAAGGGUCGUAGAAUACGGAAAACUUGACCCUAUGCGGUUUUCAGAAAGUCAAGGACGAGUUCAAAGAUUUUUGGGAAUCGAAAAAAAAAAUUUUCAAGCUUGGGGGAGAUCACCAGAAGCCUGUUAGACUUGCUGUCCCAGUUUCAGGCCUUUUUAGAUAUCAUUUUCUAAUUUUUUUGAGCUUGAACUGUAGCAGAACUAUUCAAAAAUGUACCUCUUGAAGGACUCGAAGUUCUACGUCGAAGGUGAGCCGCUGAGUCCGAUGAAGCACAUCUACUACGACGGGACCGACGAGGAGGCGGCGCCCAAACUCGACCUGCUAGUCGACGAGGUGAGUCCGGAAAUGAAGCGUCCAUUUUCGAGAGUAUUUCAAGAAUUGAGUUCAUUUCAGCUGUUCGAAAAGUUCAAGAUUGUGAUUACGCGAGCCAGAUACCUGGAGAAGGACGAGUUGUUCCCCUUGAAGCCGAGGUAUUUCAUCACUUUCAGCGUCUUAGGAGCCGCAAAGGAGUCCCUAUAGGGGGUAGGGGGAGAUGAUCCUAUAGGGGUAAAACUUAAGUGGUCCCUAUAGGGAUUUAGGGUCACAAAAGAUGCAAAGGUCGAGAUAUUGGAAUUCGAUAAAACUUUGAACAGAGAUUCCAAGGAAAUUGAAAUAAAAGGGCCAGUUUUUGUAAGUCCCUGAAGCUCAAGUGGUCCCUAUAGAGAUUUACGGUCUGACCCCCAAGACCCUAGAGCUCAAGUGGUCACUAAAGGGAUCUUGCAACUUUUGUUCAGUUUUGAAAAUCAAUUCUGUUUUUCAAUCAAAUUAAUUCAUUGAUUUUUCGGAAAUGAUUCUUCUCAUGAAGUUUAUAACGUGUCCCCUAUAGGGACCACUUUUGCAAGCUUUAAUGGCCCCUAUAGGGGGAGCUAAAGAGGUCUCUAGAGGGGAACUUUCAAGGGCCUCUAUAGGGACUACUCUGGAGUUCCUAAGCUUGUUUAAACUGUAGUGGUCACUUUGGUGAAUUAUUGAGGCGUGUGCUCUGCUUAAGCGGUCGCUUGGGUUUUUUAAAAAGGGAAAACAAAAGAAAGAAGUUAAAUUAUAGAAGCUUUUCAGAGCCUAUAAGAGUAUAUGCGGCCAUAUUUCAUUUCUAUUUUCAUUUAUUUCUAUUAAAAAAAGGUAAGAGGAAGUAGUCUUCAUAAAGCUAGAGAAACUUUAAAAAAUUUCAUGCUGGAAUCGAUUAUUUUUAUUCUGGUUACCGCAACGCGACCGCGUCGCUUGUUUAGCCAUUCUUAAGUGCGACCGUUUUAAAUGGAAUUUUAUCAUUUCCAGCGCUCGGCUGAUGUUCCAAACUGCACUGACCGACGAGGAAAUCGACCACGUCGUUGAAUCUUUCCGCCAAGCCGCCCAUUCUAUUUAA
Molecule: messenger RNA, 2224 nt
Organism: Caenorhabditis auriculariae
Lineage: Eukaryota; Metazoa; Nematoda; Chromadorea; Rhabditida; Rhabditidae
Source: the annotation of a GenBank genome assembly